GUAAUCUGGACAAUGCGCUGAGGACAGUGGGGCUCGUGCUCACUGCUGAGGGGCAUGAGGAGCUGCUGAAAACGGCCAAUUCACGCUGAUGGAAAAAUAUAUAAGAAUAGAUUGCUAAAAGGUGUGAAAGCCCUCAAAGGACCAAGGGUCAAAAUCAAAAAACUGGACUCCUUUGUGGAAAACAUGGGAAUUAGACUCAAGGAUGAGGAAUUUGAGGAACUAAUGACCCAACUGUCAGCUGAUGGUGAUAAUACAGUUGGUCUGAAUGAUUUGAUGGAUGCUGUCAGUUAUAUCAAGGGAGAGGUGAUUGAUAUCCAGGACUUAGACAACUUUCUAGCAAAUGAGGGGGUUGAGCUCACAGAAGAAGAAAUGAAACUAAUGCCUCAUUUGACAUUCAAUGACAGAGUUACUGGCCACAUGGCAGUUUCUGAUAUUAAAGCAAAACUUAAACUGAAUCCUUCAACAAAAAUACCCAACUUCCAUGGCAAGAGGGAUAAAGAUUUACCAGGACCGCUGCCAAGCCAAUUACAGCACAAAGAAAGGAAGUUGAGCCCUUCACAAAUGCGAGCCUUCCAAGAUGCCUACAACUUCUUUAACAAGGAUAAAACUGGCUGUAUUGAUUUACAUGGAAUGAUGCGCACUUUAGCUAAAUUGGGAGUGAAUCUAACCAAGCAUGAUGUCUGUAAUGAACUAAGAUGUGCUGAUAUUGAUCGAGAUGGGAAGGUGAAUUUCUCAGACUUUAUAAAGGUGCUAACAGAUAACAACCGCUUCCUGAAGGCUGUGGUUCCAGAAACGGAGAGCUGUUUAGAUUUAGCUGGCAACCCAGGGAUCCUAUUGUUUGAAAUCCUAUCAAAGCUUGUAGAGACUUCAGCCUUACCCAGAAAGGCUCUAAUGGAAAUAGUAAGCUAUUUCCAAAGAAAAUUCCAGGAAACCACCUCGGAAAUGGUGUGGAGCCCUUAUGCUACAGGUUAUGGAAAAAGGAGAUUUAAGCCAGACAUAUGCACACCUCCAAGCUCAAGCACAGCCGCCUUUGCUAAUGCUGCCCGGAUUGCAAUAACGAAAGAAAAGGAUUUAUUUAAAUUUCUUGAAGAGCUCAAGAGAUGCAAUCGUCCUUCAGAUAGCCCAUAUUCAAAAAUACCCGUCUUUCCACUGUUUCCUAAUGUGGAUGGGGUGGUGAUGGGAAAGCCAUUCAAAGACAUACAGAAAUUAGAAAUGCUAAGGAGAACGGAGCCUCUGAAUUUCUUUGAGAACUAUUUUUUCCAUAAAAAAGACUGGAAAACACAGGCAGCAAAUACAAAGUCUAUCGACCGUGCCUCAGGCUACCCAACUGACAUCCUCGCCAUCGACCAAAUACUCAAGAAAAAGCAGAAUUGGACAGUGGCUGAUGCAGCUGCUAUUAAACAGCAUGUAAAGAGAGCUACAGAUACCUAUAACUUGGGAAUUGCCCUUGAGCACCGGGAACAAAUGCUAAACCUCUGGCGGAAGAUCCGAGGGGAUUUGAUUGGGAUAGACAGUAAAAAUGAGUCCUUUUAUGACACCUUUUCUACUUAUACAUGGUCCUGGAAUGUCUGCCAAGAAUUACUUUCCCCAAAGGACUUAAGGUUAUAUGAUGCCUAUGUGAAUAGAAAUUCCUUCCACAACUCUGCAUUCUCUUCCUCUUCGGAUAUUAGUGAGUGUGCCACAGGAAGAAGAAGAAAAUGGAAAGGCUUCAAAGGGUUUCGACAAUGAAAUUUCUACAUUUUCUAAACAGCUCAUUGCAAACUACUUUUUCAUAGAUAUCAAAAUUAUUCUUGCUUUUGUCUAAUACAUUCUUAGCAGCUGGAAAUGUUGACAUCUUUGGAAUUCUGACCAGUAAAAAAGUUUAAGUCAU
Molecule: messenger RNA, 1870 nt
Organism: Orcinus orca (killer whale)
Lineage: Eukaryota; Metazoa; Chordata; Mammalia; Artiodactyla; Delphinidae
Gene: EFCAB3
Product: EF-hand calcium binding domain 3
Exons: 14
Coding region: 184-1728 (514 amino acids)
Molecular function (GO): calcium ion binding
Source: RefSeq, a predicted model, not a curated record